GGGCGAGAACUGGUCUCUGCAGGAGGGGAGGGAAAUGGCUGUGCCAAACAGAUUCCCUCUGUGGGGCAAAGGGGACGGGAAGCUUCAGCUGGUUCCCUCAGGGUGGGAAGGUGACAUAUGAAUCCCUGCAGAGGGUAAAGGAGGAGUCAAUGGCUCGGACCCCACAGCAGGUAGAGGUGGCAUCACUUUCCUGUGGGCCUCCACGGAGGAUGGGGGUGCUGAAGGAGUCCUCUCAGGAGAUAGGAAAGAAGGAGAUGGAGGUGAGCUUCCCUCCCAGGCAGGUGCAGGUGGUUGCCCUUCUCCCAGACCUGCUGGUGUAUAACAAUCACUCCCUCCAGUGGAUGCUGCCUUCCAUGGAGACCUUCAAUGGAGUCUUGCUCUGCGUGGAGAUUACAGGAUUAACUGCUCUCCUUGAAAAGCUAUGCACAAUGAAUGACCUGAACUGUGGCAUGGAACAGCUAACCCAGAUGCUCAAUGAUUACACAGAAGGGAUAAUGGAGCAUGUGCUUUGUUUCGGAGGAGAUAUCUUGAACUUCACAGGGGAUGCAUUGCUGGUGCUCUGGAAGGUCGAACGAAGCCAGCUCAGUGACAUCAUUACACUUGCAGCAAAAUGCAGCCUGGAGAUGCAGGAGCAGUUUGGGUUUAGCUACACGAAAGUGGGCCCAGAGCUCCGACUGAAGAUCGAGCUGUCUGCAGGCCAUGUGUCUCAGCUCAUUGUCGGUGAUGAGAUGUGUCAGUACUGGCUGGUGACUGGCCAGCAAGUGGAUGAUGUGAGGCUGGCACAAAGCCUGGCACAAGCUCGUGAGGUGAUUCUAUCACCGAACUGCUGGGAGCUCUGUGACCGAGAUGUGUUAGAAGCAGAAAUGCUUAGCCAAAAAGCCAUGAAGCUGCAAUACUUAAAGAUCUUCCAUCCACCUGAUUUUGAUGAACACUUUGAAAAGUGCAUAGACCAUCUACAGCAUUAUCCAAACGAUGAAGGUGAGAUCCUCACAUUCAGCGUCCAAGCCAACAAGAAUCUGGCCUUGUGGAGGUUUGUCUUGGGAAAUGUUCUGAAGAAGAUUGAUGACAAUCAGCCACUGGAGUUUGUAUCCGAACUUCGACUGGUAACCGUGGUCUCUGUCAAGCUGCAAUUUCACGAGAGCACAAAAAUGACAGAGCUGUGCAAAUUGGUCCAGGAUGCCACUGUGAGCAUCUCUGGUAUCAUGGAGGGCUGGAGAGGCAAAAUUAUCAAAAUCUCCACGUUUGGCAAAGGCUGCACGUUUCUGUGCAUCUUUGGGCUGUCUGGUGAUAAGAGGGAGGAGGAGAGCACCCAUGCCUUAGAUAGUGCAAUUAGCAUCUCUAAUCUCUGCUCUAAGAAUCUCAUAAAAAUUGACCUGGCUAAAUGCGCUGAUCUCAUCCCUUUUCUUUUUCAGGCAGCGGAAGAAGUGACACUGGUUUUCAUCAUUGAUGAAGCCCAGUACAUCGAUGCUACUUCCUGGGAUUUUUUGGCAAAACUCCCCUUGAGUGUCCCCAUCUUUAUAGUCCUGUUAUUGUCUCCCUUUUCCUCCAAAGAGCUGCUCCCUUGUGCUGCUGUUGAGGGAAUCAUGAAGAGCCCCAAGACCGCUUGCAUUCUUCUCUGGGAACUGGAGCCUUCCAAACUCUUGGAGAUGGCCCAUCAGGCCCUUGGGGUGGUGAGCAUUCCCAGAGAGAUGGAAACAGGUGAACAGGAGUUCCUGGACAGGGUGGACAAGCUGAUUAAGUACCAUAAACGUGGCAAAGAGGAAGCCACAAACCUGGCACCCUGUGAAUGUGGAGAGAGAGUGGAAUUGGUGGUCUCUGACCUAGCCCGCCAUUGUCUGAUGGUGAAAGACAGAAUGAGGGCUUUUCAUUAUCUUCUGGAGUCUGCGGCUGCUUCCUUAUAUUUAUCCAACAAUUAUAUGAGACCUAAACUGAAGAUCAACCAGUUUGAGGAAGCCACUUUCUGCAGCCUCACGGGAGAGGUCUGCUUCAACAUGGGCCAAAUCGCACUGGCCAAGAAACUGAUCAAGAGGGCCCUCUGCUUACUGCACAAGGGGUUUCCCCGUACCUGGCUCGGAGCCUUCUUCCAAUCGUUACUCGAAGAAUCCAAAUACUCUGCGUAUCAUACUCAGCAGCGUCAGGCUCAACACACAGAGAAGGCAUUAGCUGUCCUGCAGCAGCAGAUUCACUGCCUCUCCUUGCUCAGGCAGUUCUACAGCCUGGACUCUACCACCAUCAGGAAGUACUCCCAGCUGGCAGCCCUGAUGGAAAUAAAUUUGGCAGAUGAGUCUGAGAACAAGAUGCAGAUCAUUUCGAUGUAUAUGGAUUUUUCACAGUUCUCCCAAAGUAUGGGCUAUAAAGACGAGUGGCUAAAAUACGAGAUGAUGGCUAUCCAGAGAAGUUCCCAGUGCAACUUCACCUUCACCAGGGAGAGGUUACUAAUGACAAUGCAGUUAGCCCAGGCAAUGGCCUAUAGCAAGCUCUGCUUGCGUCAUCUGACCCGAUCCAUCCAGCUGGGCUUUCAAGCUCAUACAAUGUGUGUGCGGCUCCGGAAAACCAGCCUCCACUGCCUGGUUCUUUCGGUUCUCUUCAAAUCUGCGUUCCUGAAGAACAAGUACGCCCAAUGCAUCAGAGUCUUAGAGUGGCUGUGGGAACUUGCUACUCAAGAGGAGCACAUCAUUGUCUUGGCAUGUUUCUAUUCAGCCUGUUUAGACCUGCUGCUUUGUGAUGCUGAUUCCUGGAAUGCCAGGUCCUGUUGCUCUGGAGAGUCAUGGAAGACACGCCUGAGACGGUCCGGGAGGCUCGCAGUACAAUGCUCGGGUCUAUCACACAAGGGUUUACAGCCUGAAAGCCUCUGUUAACCUCCUGGGAGAUGAAGAUAAGAGCCAGGUCCCUUUGUCGAAGGGUCUCAAACUUUCGGCCACUUCCCAGACCGGACUGGAGGAAACUUCUUUCAGUGUGAGCCCUGACGGUGUCCACAACGAGUAUCAGGGCACCGGCAGAGUUGAAGAGCUGAAGGACAGUAAAGAUCAGGAUGUAGAGGGCACACGAGAACUCAAGAAAUCGAGGCUGAAAUCCAAACCCAUGCCGAAGGAAUUGACCUUUGUUCAUCUCCAGCUGGGGCAAGCUCCCAUGUCCCCCCACGCUCUGCCUGCUGGUGAGCCUAUGGAAUACAUCGGCAUUGCACCCUGCCCAUUGCCCUCGAAGUCCAGAAAACCCCAGGGUGCUGGUGACAAAGCCUGAGGGGGCAGGAGAGACUGUCAGAGCCGGGACAUUGCUCGGGAGGGUGGAGGGUUUGCUGGGAUCUGGAGCACGUACAUUGAAAACCUGCCUCGUCAUGGCUCAGAGGCCAGCAGAGAAUUGGAGGAAGGACGCUAUGGAAAAAGGGGGGGAAACUGACACAAAGGGAUUCUUUUCUUUUAGUCUGUGUAGCUUAGUGGUGUUUAUGGGACCCUGGAGUGAUUGGGUAUAACUCUGUAUUCAAGGGGUAUGAUUACACUACAGUCAAACACCCGGGACUGGCUCGUGUUAACUGACUCGGGCUUGCAGGGCUCUGGCUGUGAGGCUAUCAAAUUGCAGUGCAGCUAUUUGGGCUAGAGCCCGGGCUCUGAGGGGUCUCAGAACCAGCUGCGGGUGUUUCACUGUAGUGUAGACAUACCCUAGGAUAACCUCGGAGCGGGACAAGGUUCUGUGAUAGUCCUACUGAGACCCCUCUUCCAGCAGAUAUAUCUCCUGAUAGGGAUAUUGAAAACUUGCACCUGAACUCUUGGGCAGUGUAUAACAACAGUCCUGCUAUGGAAUCUGUUCCAUUGUUCUUCCAGGAACUCAUUCCUCCUGCUAAUGCAUUGGGAAUUCCUGCAAAUAAUCUUCCCCAACAUAAUCUUCCUCCUGCAGGGACCAGCCACAAUCGUAUUAAUAGCAUAGAUUUUAAUGGAAGCUGCAACAGUUUGAAAUGUGUAUCAUUUAUAAUACAUUUAUUUAAGCAUAUUUAUAAUGUGCCAUAGAAGUGAAUACAGAGCGACUCCCAACACCCACCCACCCACUGUUAACUCUGCAUUACGAUACAGUUUUACUUUGCACAAUCAUAUGGUCUUCGGUGAGGCACCAGUUUAGCAAAGCACUUGAAGUCUCAUGGAAGUCAGGAGAUGUCCUCGCAGGCUUAUCGUCAAGCAUGUGCUUCAGUGCUUUGCUGAACUGGGGCUCAACGGAGGGAGGUGAUUGAAAGGUAGCCACUGUGGAGUUAACUGAACUGUUAGAGAAGUUGUAAGACUGAAAAGGAAAUGUAGCAUGUUCCUUAUAUUUCACAGCACUUCCCUGUUGGGCGCUGUGGCUUAUCAGAGGGAGCCAGUUUCCUGAUGAGGGGUUUAUAGCCGCCUAUCACUAAAAAUAGAGCCACUAGAGAAAGUAAAUGCACCUCACCCUUUCACUGCAUUUAUUUCCCAGUGGCUGAAUCCUGCUACUGGUCCAUGCUAGCAGUAUAGCUGUUUUUUCCAGGGAAGUUCUUUGCAUCUCUGUCCCAGUCCUUUGGAUCCAUCCCCUCCUUCUUUGCUCCUUUUCACCUGCUUUGCACUCGUACCCUCCCAUGGCCCCAUGUUACUGUGCAAUAUCUGUGGUUGUGGGACUCCCUGCAGCACCUGUCAUCCUUGCUCCCUGUUUGAGAGGUCCCUGCUGGGCAAUGCAGGUCACCAACUCUCCCCACCAAGGAGCGAGUGUGUUACCACUGCAGAAUUCCCUGCGCCUGCUUGGCCAUGGGGACAAGAAACAAGAAAGUAGACACAGGCCUAUCCUAUCAAUAGGCCACAAGGUAAAUAAGCCUUA
Molecule: messenger RNA, 4815 nt
Organism: Dermochelys coriacea (leatherback sea turtle)
Lineage: Eukaryota; Metazoa; Chordata; Testudines; Dermochelyidae
Product: adenylate cyclase type 10-like
Biological process (GO): intracellular signal transduction; cyclic nucleotide biosynthetic process
Cellular component (GO): cytoplasm
Molecular function (GO): adenylate cyclase activity
Source: RefSeq, a predicted model, not a curated record